GUAUCCGUUGUUAACCAUAUCGAUACGCAACAUCAAGAUAUGCUGCACGAUGCGCAGCUCGACUAUUAUGGAAAGAGACUGGCUACGUGUUCCUCUGAUCGAUCCAUUCGCGUAUUUGAUGUUGAUCAAAAUGGCCAGUAUUUCUUAUCGUCUACCUUGAUAAAUCACGAGGGACCUGUUUGGCAAGUGGCUUGGUCACAUCCAAUGUUUGGUAACUUACUUGCGUCUUGCUCUUAUGAUUGCAAGGUUAUCAUUUGGGCUGAAAAUAAUAAGAAAUGGAGCAAUUUAUACACAUACACUGGGCACGAUUCGUCAGUAAAUUCGGUAUGUUGGGCUCCGAUUGAAUAUGGUAUCAUCCUAGCUAGUGGAUCAUCUGAUGGUUCUAUCGCUAUCAUCUCAAACACAGACGGCAACUGGUCGGCAAAGAAAAUUAGCAAUGCUCACACGAUUGGCUGCAACGCAGUCAGUUGGGCUCCAUCUGUGGACGCAGGAUCUCUGUUCGAUGUAAAAGGAGAUCCGAAGCCUAAUGUGAAAAGAUUAGUUACUGGAGGUUGCGACUAUAAAGUGAAUAUAUGGAAGGAAAUUGAUGGUGAGUGGAAGCUAGAUCAAUCGUUAGAUGGUCACAGCGAUUGGGUAAGAGAUGUAGCUUGGGCUCCUAAUAUUGGUGUAUCAGUCAGUACAAUUGCUAGUUGUGGAGAGGAUGGACGUGUAAUAAUUUGGACAAAGGAAGAAGACAAUUCGGAGAGAGAAUGGACUUCUAAGAUUUUACUUCAACUUGAUAAACCUAUAUGGCACGUAAGCUGGUCUGUUACUGGGAACAUUCUGGCCGUUUCCUCAAGCGAUAAUAAGGUGAGUCUCUGGAAGGAAGGUCUCAACGGCGAUUGGGUCUGUAUUGAUGAUGUUAAAAAAACUGAAGUUACGGAAGAGACGGAAAAACAAGAAUAA
This is a messenger RNA of Trichoplax adhaerens, 945 nucleotides long. RefSeq lists its product as uncharacterized. Gene Ontology annotation, molecular function: structural molecule activity; protein binding. Gene Ontology annotation, biological process: positive regulation of TOR signaling; protein import into nucleus; COPII-coated vesicle budding. The record is from RefSeq and is a predicted model, not a curated record. Gene Ontology annotation, cellular component: nuclear pore outer ring; COPII vesicle coat. The annotation marks the transcript as partial. The transcript has 12 exons. Lineage: Eukaryota; Metazoa; Placozoa; Uniplacotomia; Trichoplacea; Trichoplacidae.